CAAUAGAGUGUUGCAAACAAUUUGUUUGAAACAAAUCCAGUAUUUCAUAUGAAAAGUGACACUCAAUUCAAUGGAUAAUUGUUUUACAAUAUGUUUGCAAAAUUCAUUGCCAAACACAUUCAACACGUGAUUACACACAAUAUAUCGUAUAAAUUACUAAAACAACAAUUUCCGUAAUUUUAUAGUCUAUUCAAUAGUUAAUUGAUAUUUCUGAACAACAAAAUAGACAAAAAAAAUAAAUAUUAAAUUAUAUUAUUUAUGAUAUGAAAAGCAAACUUAUUGGGUGUUUGAAAGCAAAUAAUAGCCAAAAGGGGUUUAACAUCACGUAUGCCAUYGAUAUUAACAGUAUUAAUAAUAUGACGUUAAAACACCACACACUGUGAAUGGCUUUUAUUAUAUGUAUUCAAUAUAUUUGAGACCUGUUUUGUGAGACAACUAUUUCAUUGAAUGAAUAAUUUGAUCGCAAAAAUUGCUAUAUUUUUCAAAACUGGUGUCCAAACACACUGUUGUACGCAUGCGUCACAUAUAACACACAUUCAAUGAUUUUUAUAUUAUUUCCCAAAUAUUUGCGGCGAUCUCUUAUCUAAAUCAUGUUUGACUGGCAGUCCGGUCACUGUUCACACACUGGCGAUGAAAGCGAAGAAGAUCUCAGAGAUGAUGGUUACUGCAGUCAACCAAAGUUAUGUCAUCCAGAGUUGAUGUCCAAACAUGAGUUACAACAUGUGUUGCAUAAGAAACAUCUAAGUCUGGCCAAAGAGGAUGUUCUCAAUGGUUACGAGUACUCAAAUAUGAUUGAAUUAUACAACAAAGUAAUCCUACCGUUACCACAAAGACAAUAUAGUGAUAAUCGGAUGGGUUGUCGUCUGAAAAACAAACAAAUUGAUUGCAAUAAAAACUUUAAAAACAAAAGAAAAUGUGAAGAAAUUACUAAUCAUGAAAUUAAUAGCAAGAAAUUGAAAAUUAAUAAUAAUAAUUAUAUCGCAAAUAAUAAUACAAAUCAUCAGACAAUUGACUUAAAACAAUCACUUCCGCAGUCAAGUGAUAAUCAAAAGAGACAAAAAAUUUCUUGGCCGUAGUUAUCAUUGCAUUAUCGCUGAAAUUAUUUUAUUGUAAUUCAUGACAUAACAUACUGUUUAGAUGUUAAUUAUUUUUUAAUCAUAUUUUUUUGUUAAAUAUAUAUAUACAGUAU
Molecule: messenger RNA, 1189 nt
Organism: Oppia nitens
Lineage: Eukaryota; Metazoa; Arthropoda; Arachnida; Sarcoptiformes; Oppiidae
Exons: 3
Coding region: 591-1076 (161 amino acids)
Biological process (GO): embryonic morphogenesis
Cellular component (GO): tRNA-splicing ligase complex
Source: RefSeq, a predicted model, not a curated record